AAGCCCAAAUGACUGCCGACAUCUGUUGAGAGUUUUAAGGUGGAGGGUGCAGAAGAGAGCUCGAGAGGCUGGCCGCCAACUGGAGGCCCAGCAGGGGUGGGCCACCCUGGUCCCCCAAGGGUCACUGAAGUCAAGGAUCCACCCAGCCUCUCAGGAUGGAGCCCGGGCCCUGGCUAGGACCCAGCUGGCUCCCGGCCACGGGAGUGAGAGAAUCUGGGGGCUGUUGAGGUAGGCUUGGCUGCACAACCAACAAGAGGGCCUCCCUCCUACACCCUGGAGCUUACGAAUCACCAGGCCUUUGGGGGAGUGCCAAUGUCAUCAUGACACAGCAAGAAUCUUAUCUGCCUGAGGGGGAAGGCAGCCCAGAGACUUUCGGAGGAGAGGGAGGGCCUGGGGCUGCCAGGUCAGCCCUUCACCGGCCUGUCAUCAGGAUGGGACCUGAGCACCUAUCAAGCCCACGGCCCUUGUGGCCCAGGUGGGGAGACUGAAGCCCAGAGAGACCCUGACUUGUUGGAUGAGCAGGCCCCCCUGGAAGAGUCAGCUGUGUGAGAUGGUACAGCCUAGUGGCGGCCCGGCAGGGGACCAGGACGUGCUGGGUGAAGAGUCUUCUCUGGGGAAGCCGGCCAUGCUCCACCUGCCUUCGGAGCAGGGAACUCCUGAGACCUUCCAGCGUUGUCUGGAGGAGAAUCAAGAGCUCCGAGAUGCCAUCCGGCAGAGCAACCAGAUGCUGCGGGAGCGCUGUGAGGAGCUGCAGCAUUUCCAGAGCAGCCAGAGGGAGGAGAAGGAGUUCCUCAUGCAGAAAUUCCAGGAGGCCAGAAAACUGGUGGAGAGACUGAGCCUGGAGAAGCUUGACCUGAGGAGGCAGCGGGAACAGGCCCUGAAGGAGGUGGAACACCUGAAGAGAUGCCAGCAGCAGAUGGCCGAGGAUAAGGCCUCAGUGAAAGCCCAGGUGACGUCCUUGCUGGGGGAGCUCCAGGAGAGCCAGAGUCGCUUGGAGGCCGCCACUAAGGAGCGGCAGGCUCUGGAGGGCAGGGCCCGGGCGGCCAGUGAGCAGGCCCGGCAGCUGGAGAGUGAGCGGGAGGCGCUGCAGCAGCAGCACAACGUGCAGGUGGACCAGCUGCGCAUGCAGACCCAGAGCAUGGAGGCUGCCCUGCGCAUGGAGCGCCAGGCUGCCUCGGAGGAGAAGCGGAAGCUGGCCCAGCUACAGGUAGCCUAUCACCAGCUCUUCCAAGAGUAUGACAACCACAUCAAGAGCAGCAUGGUGAGCAGUGAGCGGAACCGAGGAAUGCAGCUGGAAGAUCUUAAGCAGCAGCUCCAGCAGGCCGAGGAGGCCCUGGUGGCCAAACAGGAAGCGAUUGACAAGCUCAAGGAAGAGGCCGAGCAGCAUAAGAUUGUGAUGGAGACCGUUCCGGUGCUGAAGGCCCAGGCGGAUAUCUACAAGGCGGACUUCCAGGCGGAAAGGCAGGCCCGGGAGAAGCUGGCUGAGAAAAAGGAGUGUCUGCAGGAGCAGCUGGAGCAGCUGCAGAGGGAGUACAGCCGGUUGAAGGCCAGCUGUCAGGAGUCAGCCAGGAUCGAAGAUAUGAGGAAGCGGCAUGUAGAGGUCUCCCAGCCCCCCUUACCCCCCACCCCAGCUCACCACUCCAUUCACUCGGCCCUGCCCAGCCAGAGGAGAAGUCCCCCCGAGGAGCCACCCGACUUCUGUUGCCCCAAGUGCCAGUACCAGGCUCCUGACAUGGACACCCUGCAGAUACACGUCAUGGAGUGCAUCGAGUAGGGCUGCCUGUUGAUCACCAGCCUGGGACAGUGUCAUCUGUGCUUUCCUCUCCUGCCCGCCAAGUCCUGAAUGAUGGGCUAAGUGACAAAGAACCGGCCACUUCUUUGAGCCCCGAGAGCUAGCCGCUGGGCCUUACGCUUCAGCUCCCCCAUCUGCUGGUUCACCUCUUUUAGGGUACACAGAGCCCCAGCUAGGCCUGACUCUGCCCUUUUUUUUUUUGUUCUGUCUGCUUGAACCGCUUGCCCCUCGGGCUCCCUGUUCUUCCACCUCCACUGGGGAAGUCGAGAAUCAAGGUCGGGGCUCUUGGAGAGGACUGCCUCCCCAGCGAGAUGGGUGGGAGCCCCUCCUCCCUGCUGGGUUGCUGCUGCUCUCACGGGCUGCCUGGUGUUCCACAUGGGGCUGCACCACCGUGGAUUGAACCAGUCGGCUGCUGAUGGACAUGUAGGUUGUUGCCAAUCUUUUUACUGUCAUAAAUAACGCUGCACUGAAAAUCCUCGUGCAUCCGUCAUGUGUAUCUUUGGGUCAAGUUCUUAGAGACGGCACCGUAGAGCAUCAGCCAACGGAGUAGAUGGUGCCGGGCCUGCCUGCCCCCGAAGUGUGGUUUCCCGCCGCCCUUGCUCCCCAUAGCCUUGCUAUCCACCAGGGCUGUGGUUCUCUGUUAAGAGUGAGCUUGAGCAUCUUUUCAGAGCUUGAAGGGGCCUUUCAUUUCUUCUGGUGUGAAUAGCUUGUUUGUGUUUUUUGCCCAUUUUUCUAUUGGGCUGUUAGUCUUUUGUUCCCUGGUUUGUAGGAGCUCUUUGGUCAUUAGUGGGAUCCGCUCUUGGGUGUGAGGAAGUUGCAGUGAUCUUUUCCUGCUCGCCUUUGGGCUGGGUUUCUGGGACUCGGUUUGUUACCUUUGCGCCAUCACGUUUAUCCACCUUUGGGAUAAAGGGCUUUGGGGUUGGAGUUGUUGAGGCCGCCCUGUGGUCUGAGGGAGGACUGCUUCCUGCAUACACGCUUUUCCGUUCCUCUUCCUAACACUGCGAGAGCACGGCCGCCCAAUGUGAGUGGUGGUGGCCGUCUUUCAUCACAUUCCAGAAGUUUGUGACGUCCUAGCCUUGCGUUCGAACAGGAGCCACUUGGCAACGAUUGGCAGAUUACAAACACCAGAGAACUCUUCCUUGUUGUUGUGCAAGAUGCUGAGUAUUUCCUAGGAUUGCAGAGCCAUGGGCAUUCACCCUGCAACUGUAGUAAAGAGAGGACGUUGAAAGUGGAGGGAGAAUGGGACGACGGCCCAUCGUUUGCUCCUUGGUGCCCUGGCCCUCGCCCUGCCCUCCUCCCAGCUUCCCAGGUCAGGAAUGGGGUAUUGCGGAUCUGGCCCUGCGUCUUCUCGUGGGGCUUCCUGGUACUUGGCAAUGAGAGAGCUGAGCAGAAUUAGGAUGGAAGUCUAGUAUUGAGACUGAAAACAAGCCUGGGCCGGGGCUGUCUUGGCAUCUGGAGGGUGGGAGCAACUUGUCCAUUUCCUGAAGCCCGGGUGUCUAAUUGCAGAUUGUGCUUCAGAAAAAUGUUAAAGGCACAGACAGGUUCUCUGCUCGUGGGUGCCACAUUUCUAUCCCAAUCCUAUAAUUUUUCUACAAGAGCACUUUUAGUUUUUUGGGGGUGUAUUAGUUUCCCAUGGCUCCUGUAACAAAUUACCAUAAACUUGGUGGCUUAAAUCAGCAGGAAUUCAUUCUUUUACGGUUCUGGAGGCCAGAAGUCUGAAAUCAGGGUGUGGGCAGGGUUGAUUCUUUCUGGAGGCUGUGAGGGGGAGUCUGGUCCGGGCCUCUCUCCCAGCUUCCGGUGGUUGUCCUUGGUGCUCCUCAGCUGGUGGACACAUCACUCCAGUCUUUGCCUCCAUGGUUACGUGGCCUCUUCAUCUGACUGUGUCUUCUCUUCUGUCUCUUACAGGGACACCAGUCAUCGGGUUUAGGGCUCACCUAUAUCAUCCAAGAUGAUCUCAUCUUGAGAUUUUUACCUUCAUUACAUCCACAAAAACCCUUUUUCCAAAUAAGGUCAUAAUCACAAGUCCUGGGGGUUAGAACGUGUGCAUAUCUUUUGGGGCUACCAUUUAACCCAGCACCAGGGCCUCUUCUGGAGCCCACAGAUUAGGACAAAUGCAGUCAAAGGCAGGUGUCUUCAGGACGUGCAGCUCUGUUCAAGGGGUUGUUCCCCGGGGUGAUGGUGGCCGCUGGGAAGCUGGAGUUCGGUGUGGGACAGGCCCUUGCAGGCGUGCAGACUCUUGUUCUUUAGGCUGGACGCUGCUGCCAGGGCCAGUGGGUGUGGGCAGGAGAAGGGGGUAUAGUGCAGUAGGACGGAGCCAUUGGACCACCUGCACCCUGGGUAGCGGCUACUGGCUGCCUGGGGAUGGGCUUCAUGCUUCUAAGAGGGUGAACGAAGGCAUAUCUCUGACCAACUCCCUCUUCUGAAAGGGGGUUGAAAGAAAAAAGGUGAGAUGCAGGAGCAGUGAGAGAGCGGACGUUCUCUUCCUGGAGAACUUUCCUCAGGCUCUGGCAGUGGCACCAGGUGGGCUGCACAGCCCCAGCAGCUGGGAGCUUUACAGAUGCUCCCGCCUGGGCCCUAGACUAGCUGAGUCAGGGUCUGGGUGUGGAACCGGGCAUUGUCGGGCAACCGCUGCUCUUUUGAAUCUCCCCUUUCUGAAGGCUGGGCGUCCUUGCUACCUGCCUCCUUCCUUCUUGUCGCACUCUCUAGGGCUGGUUCUGCAGAAGACCCCAAGGAUUUUAAAUCAGGCCAUUCACCCGGAUGUGAGGGAUUCCGCUUUCUUCCUUUCUGGCUUUAGUUAGGUUGAGCUUCUGAAACAAGUGGUUGGAUUCUUCCCAUGAGGGAAGCAGCCUGCCUGCCUUAUUAGCUGUGACCCCUUGAUCUUCACAGCCCUGGGUUUGAGUGGUAGAGACAGACAGCUAGAAGCAUAUCCCCCUGAAACCUGUGUCAUUCCCAUUGCUUACACGUGUGCCCCCUCUGCUACCUGCUGGUCAAUGCUUAAGAGAAAUCUAGAUGAGCAAUAAAAUAAGCACAGUAAGAAUGCAUUUCUCUCUCAUUAGUAGCUAAAACAAUACGGAUUCAAACUAAACAAAAAGUGAUGUCAAAAUAGCAACAAAUGAAGACUUCUGGUGCCCUGCUGGCAAGGUGCAGGGGACAGGCCUGUGACAUUGCCCCUUCCUGGGGGCUGGUUUGCCGGGCUGGAACAAGCACUUGGGAAGUGUCCUCAGCCUGCUGCACCAUCACUUGUAGCCAUCAAAGAUCAUGAUGAAAUAAGAGGCUGGACUUCUGGACCAUGUGGGCCUGCUCAGCCAGUAUUGUGAACAUCUGUCACAUGGAACACACUCUGUAGCAUGUUGGUGUGAAAAAGCCAGUAGACAAAAUUAUGUACAAAGUGUGACGCCCAGUGAAAAAGUCAAAGCUGCAGGUGCACAUCCUGCUACCAUUUGGAUGAAUGUGGGUGAUUAAAAGUGUUGCUUAUGUA
Molecule: messenger RNA, 5270 nt
Organism: Equus caballus (horse)
Lineage: Eukaryota; Metazoa; Chordata; Mammalia; Perissodactyla; Equidae
Gene: IKBKG
Product: inhibitor of nuclear factor kappa B kinase regulatory subunit gamma
Biological process (GO): positive regulation of canonical NF-kappaB signal transduction
Cellular component (GO): IkappaB kinase complex; cytoplasm; nucleus
Molecular function (GO): K63-linked polyubiquitin modification-dependent protein binding
Source: RefSeq, a predicted model, not a curated record